GCAUGACAUUUCGUUUGCAACUGCUUAAUUCUUCAGUUGCUCUAUUCUUACUACGACCAGCAGAAUGUAAGGAUAUGUUGGCAAAAUUAUUUAAGUACACUAUGGUGUCAGCGGAGCAUUUAGAAGAUCGUCCAUUAUAUGAAUUCAAUACACUUUCCGUGUUUUACGGGAAACCAUCAGAACAAUUUAUAAUGGAUACUGGGCCAACCUUUUAUUUGCAGAAUAAACAAGAAAUUGAUGAUUCACAAUUUUCAAAUACUCUGGAAUUUGAUACAGUAAUUGCUGAUAAAAAUAUGAAAAGCGCUGUUCCCGAAUUAGUUAUAGCAAAAUGUAAUGAAUUUGUGGGUAGUUUCAAUAAUUCUGUCACUUCACAGGCUACAAGAAAUAUUUUUCAUGACAAAACAUGGAAAGAAAGUGAUGGAAAAUUGUUAGAAAUUACUGAACGCAUUCUUAAUAUACUUGGUGAAAUAUGGCGCAAUCUUGCAUUUGAGAGUAGUGUGUCGCGUAGCGAACAAAGCGAGAGAACUUAUAUUUCUGAUAUUAUAAUGCCCUUGCUUCGAUCUAGUCUGGGGAACCUACUCAAUGGUAAUAUCUGCUUAAGUACUGCAGAACGCCAGAGUAUAGCAAGCAAGGCUCGAAGAAAUGCAGGAGUGGACAAAGAACGAAUAGGGAAGAAACCCGAUAUCAUGGGGUUGCUAAAAUAUGAUGAGAAAAUUGCAGAAUUUAUGUUCGCAGAAUGCUUUUGUAUUGUUUGUUGUAAUUCCAAGAAGGAUGAUAAUGAUGUUAAAUUAUGGAGAGAAACUUUGGAUGGAAUGAGCUUUUUAGAUUCAUUGUGUAGGCCAACUAGUAAUCAGUUCGGGGUUGUUGGAAUUCAGGUGGCCGGAACCACUAUACGAUUAAAUGUUCUUGUGCGAGACUUGGGUGGCAUACUAAGAUAUUUUCAUCUCGACCAUGCCGAAAUUCCUUUGUUACCACACUUAUUACAUACUAAAGCUCUUAUUCGUCUAUUACUAACCUUAAGGAAUAUCUUGAUUGUUAAUAAGAGUUUACUAAUGGAGGCAUUAGUAAAAGCCAAUAGUCACCCACCCCGAAAUGCCCACCCAAACCCCGCUGUUUCAACACCAACCAGAGAAGAACAGACAAGAACCAGAAAGGUAAGUGAUAUAGAUCCACCUUUGCGUGAACAAAGAUUAAACAAGAAAAAAAGCAGGAAUCUUCAGAACAAAUUUUGA
This is a messenger RNA of Scutellospora calospora, 1232 nucleotides long. NCBI's taxonomy places the organism in Eukaryota, Fungi, Glomeromycota, Glomeromycetes, Diversisporales, Gigasporaceae. The record is from the annotation of a GenBank genome assembly.